Chara braunii is the source of this 2891-nucleotide messenger RNA. Lineage: Eukaryota; Viridiplantae; Streptophyta; Charophyceae; Charales; Characeae. The record is from the annotation of a GenBank genome assembly.
CCGCGACACUCGUUUCAUGUCGACUUUUUGGACCUCUCUCAUGCAGGAGUCCGGCACGACGAUGAAACCCAGUUCGGCUCGGCAUCCACAGACAGACGGGCAAACAGAGCGGGCACAUUAGACCGCUCAAAUGAUGCUUCGUACGCUCAUCCGUCCGGACCAGAAGGAUUGGGUUGACCGCCUCCCCGACAUCGAGUUCGCCUACAACACUUCAGUGCACCCGGCGAUCGGUGUGACUCCAUUCAAGUUGCACCACGGUGGACGGAAAGGUCGUAUCUUCUCUGAUCUUCUCCUCCCUCGACCAGCCGACAUUGACGCCGCUUGCUCUCCCGCUUCCGUCCAGAAGUACAGGGAAUUGCUGGCUCAACCCCGCACAAACAUGCAAAAGGCUCAAGUCCGCAUGCAGCAGCAAGCCAACAGGCGCCGCGUACCAUGUCCCAUCCGCGCCGGAGAUCGAGUUUGGGUCUCCUCGGAAGAGUUUGCAUUGGAACAGGAUGUCUCACGCAAACUACUCCCUAAGUGGUUUGGACCAUGGACAGUGACAUCAGCUGCGGGCGAUGAGCCCGAUGGCCCUUCAUUUGUGAUCGACAUUCCUGAGCAUCUGACGGUCCAUCCAGUCUUUCAUGCGUCAAAGCUGGCAACAUAUACACCAGCUAAGAGCGAUGACUUCCCGGGCCAACGAUCGCAGGACCCUCCUUCUAUGGAUGGUCAUCAGGAGGUUGACCGCGUCAUCUCAGAUCGCAAGUAUGGCAGCAAGCCGCGCCAGUACAAAGUUACAUUCAGAGCAUGCGAUCCCGACGACACUCGGUGGAUUUCAGGAGCAGAUUUGAAAGCGUCUGCACCGCUGAUCUACGCUCACUACGAGCGACAGAGUGCAGGGAACAAGACAAUAGCAUCGCUAAUGAAGUUGGAUUGUCCUCGAAGAAUCUUACUGAGCGGCACUCCAAUUCAGAAUCAACUGAACGAGUUCUUCGCCAUGAUAGAUUUUAUCAAUCCCAAUUCACUUGGCUCUCUUCCAGCAUUUAAGCGGCUGUAUGCGACUCCCAUUGAACGCAGCCGAGACCGAAGUGCCAGGACUUCUCAAGUACCGCAUSGGUUCGGACUGAUGUYGACGGAACAGGACACCGGGGCACUGCCACGACGCAGUGCCAGAAUCGCAGUUCGUGCCCGCCCUGCAGUACCUCCAAGACCGAAGAAACUCAGCAGACGGACGACUCCAGCAGCAUCAAGUACGACAUUGACGGUACAAGACGCCACCGGAGAUCAUCCCGCAUACCCAGUCCGAGGAGCCAAUGAGCCAGCGGCUGAUUAUCGUCGGCUGCUACUGGCAUUUACGGAAGCCGUAGCUGCCGUCGAGGCCCGGAAGGAGACAGCAGAGGCAGAACGUCAGCGACUAGCCAAUGAAGCGGCAGCCGAAGCUCAGCGAACGACUGAGACUGACGCAGCGACACUAGACAGACGGAAUGCCAGCAGCACGGAGUCCUUGAUUGCUUGUGAGCAUCAGUGGACGACGAUACUCCAAGACAUGAUCUUUGUGCCUACAAAAGCGCAGGCAGACCCGACACCGGCGGAGGCAGAGAGAAGUAACCUGGCUAACUUGCUGCUGGGCAUGAUGAGAGGUAUUAUGUGGAAUAAUGCACUGCUGCAGUCACAUCUGCGCACGGACGCGACGCAGCGACAAACAUACAAGAAUGAUAUGACUACGUUAACAACUGCUAUCCGCACAGAGGCAAUGCAGCAGCAGCAACAGCAUCAACUGUUGAAUUCCACUAUCACACGCGUCAACAGCAUAGAGGCUAACGCCCCAGCAGCGCCAGGCUGCACGACAGACGUGACGAAGCAACUCAACGAGCGCAUCGAUCACUGUCACGAGGACGGUUGGCAUCCGGUUGAGUACUUCUCCCAGAAGGUGCCUCUCGUCAACACUCUUAAUGACGCUAGGAAGAAAGAACUACUCGCGUUCGUCACCGUCCUCAAACGGUGGCGCCACUUUCUUCUCGGCCGUAGGCGUUUUAAAUGGAAUAUGGAUAACAAUCCGUUGACAUUUUACAAAACGCAGGACACGGUCACUAGUACGAUCGGUCGAUGGAUGUAUUACAUCGACCAAUUCGAUUUUCACCCGUGUCACAUUCCCGGUCCCGCCAAUCGAGCUGCGGAYGCCCUCUCACGACGGCCCGACUUUUGUGCCAUUGUGACCACGGCAUUCGACCUCGAUGACGAUCUGCAGCAGCAUUUCGUCAAAGGCUACAAGUCUGAUCCGACUUACUCUACGCUUUACGCAGAGCUUUCAUCGGAUCACCCGCUGGCUAGCCAUUAUCGGAUUUCCGACGGGUUCCUUCUCCUUCACACGAGAGGAAAGGACUUGUUAGUUGUGCCCCAAGAUCGUAUCUUACGGACUCGUCUUCUCGGCGAAUUCCACGAUGCACGACUUUCGACACACCUUGGCGUGAACCGCACACUCGCACGCCUCCGCCAGCGUUUUCACUGGCCCGACGUCCUUCAUGACGUCACGAGGUACAUUGAGUCAUGUGCAGUUUGCCACCGCAACAAGGGUCGAUUUUGAGUCCCCUUCGGCGAACUGAAACCGUUGCCGAUUCCUCGGGCACCACGCCUCUCCAUUGCUAUGGACGUGACAGGCCCGUUUCCCCGCGAUCGCUACGGCCAUGACGGUAUUCUCACGRUCGUUGACCGUUUGAGCAAGUAUGCUCGCUUUCUUCCUUGCAAGUAUCAUGCUGCAGCGCCUGAGCUCGCACGACUCUUGCACACCGGUUGAAUUACCAACCAAGGUGUUCCGGAAGACAUAGUGAGCGACCGAGAUACUCGCUUCAUGUCAGCCUUUUGGACUUCUCUCAUGACGGAGUCCGGCACGACAAUGAAGCCGAGCUCGGCUA